AUGGGUUUUAUCUUGGUGCUUUCCUCCAUUUUUAUCCUCCUUCUCUCGUGGUGCAGCAGCUGCAUGAGCUUGGUGCAGUCACAAUCAGGAGGAUCAACAAAUGGAACAGAUAGACUAGCCUUAUUGGCCAUCAAGGCUCGCAUAUCCACUGAUCCCUUUCAUGUUAUGAGCUCCUGGAAUGACUCCAUCCCCUAUUGCGAGUGGCCCGGCGUUAUAUGUGGCGGUCGCCGGCAUCCAAAUAGGGUCAGAGCCUUGCGUUUACAGUCCAGUAAAUUGGUGGGGUCCUUGGCUCCAGAAAUAGGAAACCUCAGUUUCCUUCAAGAAAUUUCGAUCUACAACAACAGCUUCAAUGGUGAAAUCCCUCAUGAAGUAAGCUUUCUCUUCAGGCUUCGUUAUUUAAAACUAUUCAAUAAUUCUUUUGAAGGAGAAAUCCCAUCCAACAUAUCACGUUGCUCCAAUCUUAUAGAGCUCGAUCUAGGUUCCAACAAUAUUGUAGGGAAAAUUCCAAUAGAAUUUGGCACCUUGUCGAAGCUUCAAUUCCUUUCAAUCAAUGGCAACAAAUUGACGGGACAGAUCCCAUCUUCCUUUGGAAAUCUUUCUUCCCUUUACACCAUUUCUGCAGGAUCCAAUGAUUUUAGUGGAAGUAUUCCAGAUUCCCUUGGCCAAAUGGCAAGAUUAAUGAUUCUCGCAAUUGGUGAAAAUAAGUUGUCUGGUACCAUUCCUCCCACUAUAUAUAAUCUUUCUUCACUCACUGCUUUUGAUGUUGGAUUCAAUAAUCAACUUCAAGGGAGUCUUCCACCAAAUUUAGGCCUCACUCUUCCCAAUUUAUGGUGGUUUUCAAUUGCAAGAAACCAGUUUCAUGGGUCAAUUCCCAUUUCUAUAUCCAAUUUGUCAAAAAUCCAAACACUUCUUAUUGGAAAAAACCACUUUACUGGAAAAGUGGCUAUUAAUUUUGGAGGCCUAUCAAAACUCACUUCGUUCGCAUUGGACACUAAUCAUUUGGGAAGUGGAAAGGCCGAUGACCUGAAUUUUAUCAACACAUUGACCAACUGUAGUAGCUUAACAGAUUUGGUGCUUUCUCAUAAUUGGUUUGGUGGCGUGGUCCCCAAUUCCAUAGCAAACUUGUCGACCCAACUGAGAAUUCUUGAACUAUCCACAAAUCAAAUAUCUGGUAACAUCCCAGUUGGGAUCGAGAACCUUGUAAGCUUACAAAGUGUGGGCUUUUCUAGUAACUUGCUAGAAGGGAGUAUUCCCACUUCAAUUGGAAGACUGCCAUGGCUAUAUGGACUCUAUUUAGAUGGGAACAGAUUCACAGGGCCAAUCCCUUCUUCUCUUGGAAACUUGACACUCUUGAUUGAGCUCUCUUUAGGUGAUAAUCGCUUGCAAGGAAGAAUACCUUCAAGUCUUGGAAACUUGACACUCUUGAAUGCUCUCGCUUUAAAUGAUAAUCGCUUGCAAGGAAGAAUGCCUUCAGGUCUUGCAAGAUGCAAAUAUAUGUUAUUCUUGGACAUAAUCGCUUGCAAGGAAGAAUGCCUUCAGGUCUUGCAAGAUGCAAAUAUAUGUUAUUCUUGGACAUUUCUAGUAACAGUUUCAAUGGUAUCAUCCCCAAAGAGAUAUUUUAUCUCUACACGUUAG
Molecule: messenger RNA, 1635 nt
Organism: Macadamia integrifolia
Lineage: Eukaryota; Viridiplantae; Streptophyta; Magnoliopsida; Proteales; Proteaceae
Product: receptor kinase-like protein Xa21
Exons: 1
Coding region: 1-1635 (544 amino acids)
Molecular function (GO): protein binding
Source: RefSeq, a predicted model, not a curated record